Messenger RNA from Lingula anatina, 1357 nucleotides. RefSeq lists its product as uncharacterized. The record is from RefSeq and is a predicted model, not a curated record. NCBI's taxonomy places the organism in Eukaryota, Metazoa, Brachiopoda, Lingulata, Lingulida, Lingulidae.
UAAUAUUCAUGCUCGCAAUAUGUGUGACAUGUGUAGUGUCCGAAAAGGUGGAUUCUGCCGCCAAUACGUGUAUGGGAAUACAAACAUACACAGGCAAGGGCGCUAAGAUGAAGAAAACUCUUGUCAUACCACCUCUCAGCGAUGACUGCCACAAUAAGUUGAAGAAAGCAGGGAUCAUUCCGUCGAUGCCUAUGUGUCCCAAGGAAAAUGGCUGCACAGUGACGUAUAAGGCAGUGGAAUCGGUCAGGUUAAACAGCAGAAAAGUAUGCAAGGUCGUCUGCCCGCACAUCCUCCAUUAUCCUAAAGUAGAGUGCGACAAAGAUGAGAAAUGCGACAAGAAGAAGAAGAAGCACUGUGAGAGAGACGACGUCAAUUACACAAGCACAUAUCGAGUGUUGGUGAAAUGUCCAGGCACUAAAGGGGACACCAUUAUGCUAAUCUCCAAGCAGGCUACGUGCUGCGACUGCAUGAGUGGGUUCUUCUUAGACUUUUCUUCAUUAUUUUCAUUUGGAAAGAAGUAGAACUGAAAGAUCUUUUUUUUACAUAGUAUCUUCGGGACUGUAAUCUUAAUUGUGCUUAUCGUCCAAUAUGAGAGUGUGCGUAUUAUAAGUUGACUCUUUGCGGGCGUUUCCGUGUGUCAUCGGACGUUUCCGGCUGUGUCACCAUGGUGACUAGAGGGGAUGAUAACAAUUGGUCGAAAUCUUGCUCUCAAGAUUCGUUGACUGACUACAUGUGUCUGUAAAGGUUUUAUGGUAUGUGCAAUGCUGCCAUGUAAAUAAGCAAGAAGUGUGGUAUAGGAAUUUCGUAUUAUUAUUAUUAUUAUUAUUAUUAUUAUUAUUAUUAUUAUUAUUAUUAUUUUUUGUGUUAGUCUAUUCCUUUGAUCAAGAUUUUCAAAAGGUAUAUAUUUUGGUGCUAUACCCAGGACCAUAUAUUGUAUCUUGUCCAGAUAUACAAGUACAAUGUUUUAUUAUUUUGGUUUAAACAUGCAAGAGAGAAUUAUACAAAAGCACAUUUAUGGGGCACCCCAAGCCAUUGCAUGGGCCCUAAUGACCAACAUUUCGGAGGCAAACAUCUCUGUACAGCCAUUUGGAUGAUUUUGUGUCAAAAUUCAAAUGUACACUGAUUGCAGCGUACGUCUAAACGUACACAGACUGUAUAUACGUACAUAUUCUGGUCUAGACAGGGUAGGAAAUUUUAUUGGUUAUUUUUGAAUUGAAAAAUGAGAACAUUCAUGUUUUGUUUAUAAAUAUAUACUAUAUAAUUUUGAUAUGCUUCCAAGAAUUGUAAUUAUUCAUUUGUUAUUGUAUGCUAUCAUAUUCUUAUCCGUUUUAUUGAAUAAACAGUAGAAAAACGUGAA